This is a messenger RNA of Poecilia reticulata (guppy), 1192 nucleotides long. The record is from RefSeq and is a predicted model, not a curated record. Lineage: Eukaryota; Metazoa; Chordata; Actinopteri; Cyprinodontiformes; Poeciliidae.
CUCAAACUUUCCGAGGAAAACAAGAAGGCAAGCCUGAUGUGGAGAAAGGAUCCUCCAGAUGGCUCAGUUCCUCAUGUUCUGUGCACAGCAGGCCUGACUGGUUGUCAUUACUUCGAGGUCACAUUGAGCCCAGUCCKUGYCACAUUUGCUGGCAUAGUUCUUGCAUGCAUUGGUGGAAAACCUGGAAAGCAAAAAACAUUUGRGCAUUAUCACAAAUAUYAUGCUUUGUCUUGUAURUGCGGAAUGUACAAGGCAGAACAAAGCCAAAGCAUGAGCUAUAAUGUUCAUCCUCCAGAAGGAUGUAACAGGUUUGGGGUGUAUUUGGAUUAUCCUGCUGGCACUGUGUCUUUCUUUGCUGUAUGGGGAAAAAUUCUGCAUCACCUGCACACCUUUAAAUACAACUUCACUGAACCAGUUUACCCAGGUAUUUACAUGAUACUUAAAGAUAACUAUGCAGCCUUCUGCCCACCUGAAUAAACUGAUCAUCAGAUGUUGGUGACGGACUUGGUUUGGUCAAGAUUUGUUGUGUAGCUAAAAGUAAAGCAAAUUAAAAACAUGAGAUGUUUAGCCUGCUAUAGUGUUUUAUCUCAUUAUCUAAAUCUACCAGGUAGUCAAAUCUUAGGGCACUAUUUUUUGGAUAUAGAAGCGAUAUACAUAUGUUUUGUUUUGUUGAGUAAAGCUUACGUGGAGCUUGAGAAUUUUUCAUUCAGUUUUGUGUUGAGGUUAACACAUGCCUUUUUGUGUUUAUCAGUUUUGUGUUUUUGUUAUAUAUUAUGUAAAACAUUGAGCUACAAGUAAAUGAUUGAAUAAUCAAACUAGUGAGUAAGAUAAAACCAUAGUUCAUGUUCUUCUGACAUUAUUGCUGGAUUUUUAGAUAUUUUGGCUUAGUUUUGUAUUUCAAGGAAAUGUGCUGCAUGCUGUCUUUUAAGCAGCUCAUCUGAAAUAGAAGCUGGAUGUUUUGUUGUAUAUGACCAAAGGUAUACUGAUKAUGUUUAAUGUCAUUUCUUAUUUUAUUUCUUAAGUUUUGGUAUUCCUUAAAGAAAUGUAAUGAUCCACUCAGGAAAAUGUUCUGGUGGACAUUUUGAUGUUAAUCAAGUAAUUCUUUGUUUUAAAACCAUAAUGUGGGCUCUCCAGCUUUGACUGUGUGUAAUGAAAUAAUCAAUAAAGCUUGAUCCUGAGUUGCUUAAACUGA